GGAAGCGACCGGCUCCAAGCUCGGGAGCGAGAGCAGCCGCUGCCCGUUGUUGUUGUGGCCGCCGCGCGAUGGCAGCCACGGCGCUUCCCCCGCUGCCGCCGCAGUUCAAGAGCAUCCAGCACCAUUUGCGGACCGCGCAGGAGCUGGACAAGCGGGAGCCGGUGGUGGCGUAUUACUGGUGUGAGCUGUGAGCCUUUCUUUGACGAGGAUUUACACCUCUUAUCGAGGAAUGUCAGGCUGUUGUAUAUUGGUGAUGAAUGUGGAAAAAGAAGUCCAUAUGUAUAUAACAGAAGAGUAGCAGAUCCAAAUAAUCUUAUAAUGAUGAAACUGGUCCUCGAGAUUUCCAUUUAUAUGGAAACAAAGAAUUCUUUUAUAUAAAAUCAUUUUAGAAGAGGUCGUUUGUACGCAAUGCAAACAGGGAUGAAGAUUGAUAGUAAAACCCCAGAAUGCCGCAAAUUUUUAUCUAAACUUAUGGAUCAGUUGGAAGCUAUGAAAAAACAAUUUGGCGAUAAUGAAGCAAUUACUCAGGAAAUUGUUGGUUCUGCUCAUGUGGAGAAUUAUGCUUUGAAAAUGUUUUUAUAUGCAGACAACGAAGACAGGGCUGGGCAGUUUCAUAAAAACAUGAUAAAGUCCUUUUACACUGCCAGUCUCCUGAUAGAUGUUUUGACGGUAUUUGGGGAGCUCUCUGAAGAGAAUGUUCAGCACAGAAAGUAUGCCAGGUGGAAAGCAGCAUACAUUCAUAACUGCCUGAAAAAUGGAGAGACUCCUCAGCCUGGGCCUAUUGGAAUGGAAGGAGAGACUUUUGAUCUUGAAAGAGAAGAAGCAGGGUCAUCUUCUCACCAGAGUGGAACAGAUAAAGCAACAUCGUCAUCAUCUACGUAUGAAGCUAACAACACGCCAACUAGCAAUUUCACUGGCAUACAUGUACCACCAGGUGCCCAUGCGCCAGCCAAUACUCCAGCUGAAGUACCUCAUAACACAGGAGUGACAACUAAUACCAUUCAACCUUCUCCUCAAAAUAUUCCUCUAGUAGAUCCUUCCCUGUACAGUGCUCAGGCUGCAGGGGACGUCCGUUUGACUCCAGAGGACUUUGCCAGAGCUCAAAAAUACUGCAAGUAUGCUGGCAGUGCUUUGCAAUAUGAGGAUGUGAGCACUGCUGUGCAGAAUCUACAGAAGGCUCUCAAGUUACUGAUUACGGGCAGAGAAUAAAGCCUUUAAUCCAACAGAUUCAUGUCAUUUGCCUAAAGAACUAACAGCUUAUUACUGUACCCAUUAGGGGAGUGGAAAUAUACAGAAGCUCUCCAUCUCAUCACCUAUGGCAAUGAAAUCACUCUUUCAGUGUCAGUAGGACUCUCCGUUUUCAUUUUUAAAACAGUGGAGCUAGAAGCAUAUGAAUGCAGUUGUUUGAUGUAAGCAAAAUACUGAAGAAUGUACUGUGAACACUGCUUAAGAGGUAGAAUUCAUAUUUCAAUAUUUAGAUUAUCUAUAUGGGAAGUCCCAAAUAUGCAAAAAGGUUGAACAUAGCAAUGUUCUGUUAAAAUUCUGGCUCUGCUUUCAUUUUUUAAAACAAUUAUUUAAGAAGCUUAAAUAGCCUUAAAAUGGUUACAAAAUUUACGACUUCCUCCAGAAAAGAAAGCAUGUAAGAGGACUGACAGAUAUACAAUGGGAAGGACUUUUUUCUGUGCCUAAAUUAUUUGAGUAUCAUCUGAGACAUAAAGUUAAGCACUUGAGGUUGUUUGUAUUAUUUUAAUACAUGCAUUGAAAACGUUUCUUGAUACAUCAGGUAGAGUAAUUUUGAUUGCAUUCCAGCCCAACCACCAACAACUGCAUGGACUGCUGCAUGCAGUCUCGAUCAUUGAUUCUUUGCGUGUACACUGAGAAUUUUGUUUAUGUAUGGUUAACUAAGAGAAAGUACUAAUAUUUAGUGGAGAUGAUCCUGAAACCGGAGACAGAGAUGCUAAACAACGUGAACGUUUAGGGAGAUUUACUUCAUAGGUGUUUCAUCUCUCUAAUAACCUGAAUCAAAGGACAGUUCAACCAUUUGGUUCAUCUUUGGUAUUAGUGAUCUAGAAGUUUGUAUUCCCAGCUAAUAUUCUUUCUGUCUGCUAUGUUGUGGAGGCUAUUUGGACUUGGGAACUAAUUAAAAUAUCUUGGAAAUUGAA
Gallus gallus (chicken) is the source of this 2162-nucleotide messenger RNA. RefSeq names its product vesicle trafficking 1 (gene VTA1). The transcript is spliced from 10 exons. Gene Ontology annotation, biological process: late endosome to vacuole transport via multivesicular body sorting pathway. NCBI's taxonomy places the organism in Eukaryota, Metazoa, Chordata, Aves, Galliformes, Phasianidae. Bases 409 to 1209 code for a protein of 266 amino acids. Gene Ontology annotation, cellular component: multivesicular body. The record is from RefSeq and is a predicted model, not a curated record.